AUGAGCCAAGCAGUUAAAGAUCGGCCAGCUUCGUUGACAUCGAGCAAGGAUUCGCAUGUGAUAUCGAAGCUGAAACGCAAGAUCAGAAUCGUGCACAUAGUCACGCCGGAGAUCAUAAAGACCGACGUCGACAACUUCCGGGAGCUGGUGCAACGACUCACGGGGAAGGCCGCCACGGGAACAGGCAGCAAGAAGCAGGCUACACCGGUGGCCGCGAUCGGUGCACAGGAGGAUGUCAAGGAAGAACUCGUGGAGGAGGAAGACGGCGGCGAGUGGUGGAAGGAGGGCGUCUCCGGAGGACCCUUGGGAGACACGGGUUUGAUCUUCCAGGACUUGAUCGAUUUCCCGUUGCUUUCACAUGAAUGA
Musa acuminata AAA Group (dessert banana) is the source of this 366-nucleotide messenger RNA. RefSeq lists its product as uncharacterized. The transcript has a single exon. Bases 1 to 366 code for a protein of 121 amino acids. Gene Ontology annotation, cellular component: nucleus. The record is from RefSeq and is a predicted model, not a curated record. Lineage: Eukaryota; Viridiplantae; Streptophyta; Magnoliopsida; Zingiberales; Musaceae.